UUCCAGCCGAACAAGUUUGUCAAACGGACCUGAUCUCACGCUGAGGGUCAGAUGUUAUGAGGAUGAGAAGGUAGCGUUGACAAGAUGUCAAGUUUCUCCAGAUCUGCUCAGCAAUGGGCGACCUUCGCCCGUUCCUGGUUCGUCGUUGAUGCCAGGAUGCAGCCGCCAGGCAAGAUUGCAACCAUGUGUGCUGUUAGAUUACAAGGGAAGCACAAGCCCAUCUACCAUGCUCUGAGUGACUGUGGAGACCACGUGGUUGUAAUAAACUCCAGAGAGAUAGCUUUCUCUGGGAACAAGUGGGAGCAGAAAGUUUACUCUUCACACACGGGGUUUCCAGGUGGAUUCAAACAAGUCACAGCAGCUCAGCUUCACCAGAAGGAUCCAAAAGCUAUUAUAAAGUUGGCUGUUUAUGGCAUGCUUCCCAAAAAUCUGCAAAGACGUAUCAUGAUGCAACGAUUGCACAUCUUUCCUGAAGAUGUGCUGCCAGAUGCCAUCCUAGCCAACCUUACAGAGGAGCUUCCUCAACCCAGAGAGAUCCCCCGGAAACUCAGCGAGUACACGCAGGAGGAGAUCGAUGCCUUCCCCAGGCUCUGGACGCCACCUGAAGACUAUAAGAUGAAAUGAAAUCAAAGCAGCUCAACGUGACAAAAGCAGUUUUUUUUUUUUUUUAAAUAUUGAACACUGAAAACAGCAGUAUCCUCAAGUUUGACAAUAUUAUCCAUAGGUAAAAAAUGCUAAAGGAUUUAAACAAAACACAAAUUAUGGUCUGGUGUCAUAAAAAGUCAAAAAAGCUUUUUGUUUUUGUUUGUGUAAAUCAACUUUUCAUUCCAAAAACUGGAGUCAAAGCUGGCCUGGACUUGGAGCACUAAGCCCCGACUCGGAUGCCAACAGCACUCCACCCUUCCCUCUCUGAGGGGUGACACACACAACCCCUCUGUCAGCGGUAUUGGCCCCGACAUGACCACAGGAGACCUGAAUUAUCCAGGAACAGCUUGAGAUUUCACCACGUGGCUCCGCUCUGAUCAGAGAAAAAUCAGAAGCUGUGGCGUGUCCUCUGAUUAUAUCACCAAGGAACCAUCAGAUCUGGCCCAUGAAAAUGACAUCUGUUAGAAUUAAUUAAUGUGCCACCAUGAUAAUACCAACGUGCUGCAAAUGUUAACUUUGGUCAGGACUCGUCUUCUUGCGUUUCCAUAAAUGUACGAAGUCUGUGUGUGGAUUGUAAAAUCAACAAUUAAACAUUUUAAUGAAA
Cololabis saira (Pacific saury) is the source of this 1249-nucleotide messenger RNA. It is a transcript of the gene mrpl13, whose product is annotated as mitochondrial ribosomal protein L13. Lineage: Eukaryota; Metazoa; Chordata; Actinopteri; Beloniformes; Belonidae. Gene Ontology annotation, biological process: translation; negative regulation of translation. Bases 85 to 624 code for a protein of 179 amino acids. Gene Ontology annotation, cellular component: mitochondrial large ribosomal subunit; ribosome. The record is from RefSeq and is a predicted model, not a curated record. The transcript has 7 exons. Gene Ontology annotation, molecular function: structural constituent of ribosome; mRNA binding.